AUGGUCAGGUGGUAUCCGGAAGCACCGGCAGAUAAGCGUGGAUGGCGGUAUGCUAUCUGGAAGAAGCGGAUGAUGCUGAGUAGUACCCUCGGGUUCUCCAUGUUGCAGACUUGGGAGACUGUCCUUGUUUUAACACUCCUCUUCGCUCUUACCCUCAUCUUCUGGCUCUCCGUCUUCAACCUCUACCCCCGAUACUUUGCCUACCUCUCCCGCCGUUUCUCAUACUACGUCUUCGAAGACGAGAAUGCCAGUCUGAGUGCGGCGCUGAGGGAAUGGGCGAGGGAAGGGGUCAGGCGGGUAUUGGGAUCAGGAGCGGCGGCAGGGGGAAAGGCGAAGGUAUUGGCUGCGGGGGAGCUAUGA
Messenger RNA from Dioszegia hungarica, 360 nucleotides. RefSeq lists its product as uncharacterized. NCBI's taxonomy places the organism in Eukaryota, Fungi, Basidiomycota, Tremellomycetes, Tremellales, Bulleribasidiaceae. The transcript has 3 exons. The record is from RefSeq and is a predicted model, not a curated record. Bases 1 to 360 code for a protein of 119 amino acids.